Molecule: messenger RNA, 2127 nt
Organism: Aureobasidium pullulans EXF-150
Lineage: Eukaryota; Fungi; Ascomycota; Dothideomycetes; Dothideales; Saccotheciaceae
Product: FAD/NAD(P)-binding domain-containing protein
Exons: 2
Coding region: 1-2127 (708 amino acids)
Molecular function (GO): lyase activity; monooxygenase activity; FAD binding
Source: RefSeq, a predicted model, not a curated record
AUGCCUGUAGCUCUCGACUACUCUAAUGGUUCAAGAGUCGAAACACCCUCCGGGGCUUCUUGUGGUCCUCUGAAGAUCGUCAUCAUCGGCGGUGGUAUCGGAGGUCUCACUGCGGCCUUAGCAUUACGUCAGAACGGGCAUGAUGUUGUGGUUCUUGAGCAGUGGGAUGGGAGUAACGAGACAGGUGCUGCAAUCCAUCUCGCGCCCAAUUCCAACGGUGUCCUGCGGCGAUUGGGGCUCUACGCAGAGACUAUAGGAGCAAAUCCCAUGCUGCGCCACACUGAAUACGCCACCGACGGUUCUCAAAUUCGAUCUCUCGACCUCACCGAGUCAAACAAACAAUGGCAGCAUCAAUGGCUGCUCGCUCACCGCAUUCAUCUCCAUGCUGAACUGCAAAGACUUGUGAAGAGCCGUGAUGGACCUGGCAGACCAGUCGAUCUUCGUUACUCAUGCACUGUGAAGGACUUGAAUUGCGAUACUGCUACCGCCAUCCUGAAUAAUGGCGAGAGUGUUGGAGGAGACGUCAUCAUCGGUGCCGAUGGUGUCUUCUCUGCAGCUCGCACCAAGGUCAAGGGAGGCCAUCUCCGACCUUUCUCAUCCGGCAAAAGUGCUUUCCGUUUCCUCGUCAAAAAGCAGGAUGCUUUGGACGACCCACUUACACGCAAAUUUGCCGAGAGAGACGGCGAGCUUGUCAUGUUUCUUGGACCAGACAGUAAAAUUGUGGCAUACCCUUGCAAGAACAAUGAACUGCUGAACUUUGUCUGCAUACAUCCUUCGGAAAAGACGUCUGCACCUGCCGACGACUGGAACACAGGUGGAAGCAAGAAGGCGCUGCUUGAUGUUUACGCCGAUUUUGACGAAUCAGCUCGAGCUUUGCUGAGCAAGUCGGACCCUGCUUCACUCAAGGUCUGGCAACUACUGGACAUGGAAACCUUACCAACUUGGGUAAACAACAAGUUGGCCCUUCUUGGUGAUGCUGCUCAUCCCUUCCUCCCUCAUCAAGGACAGGGAGGUGGUCAAGCUGUCGAGGAUGCUGCAGCAUUAGCAGUUGUUCUACCUCUAGGUACUCGAGCAGACGAAGUCGCCGAGCGCCUCAAGUUGUACGAAACCUGUCGUUACGAGCGAGCCCACCGUAUCCAAGAGUAUACUCGUCAGGCCGGAAGGUGUCUUGGAGAGGAUGGCAAGAUCGACAUGAUGGAGUAUGUGAACUACAAUUUCGGCCACGAUGAGUUCGACAGCGCCACCGGUAUCUUCAAUAAAUGGUGUUGGGCCAAGAAUCCGGACAUCUAUUGGCGCAUGCCUGUCAGCUUUGGACCUUCGCCUGGUCCUCGCCAAGCUCUCUACACAAACGAACCACAGCCCGCUCGCCACUCUACGUUUACCACUGCGUCUAUCAAAUUCAAGACAUCCCGGACAUUCUUGCAGAAUCUGUUCCCUACCGAGUCUUUCCAAUUCAAGAACCCUGGUACUGUAGCGUACGCUAGUUUCUCGCAAACAACACUUGGAAAGAUGGAGUGGCUAGGUGGAUCUGGCUAUCGUCACUUCGGUAUGUACAUCCACGGUGUUCGAUAUACAAAGCAGAACGGGGAGACAGUGGAUGGUACAUACAUGCCUCUUCUCUUUGAGUCUCUUACCGACCCCAUCGUCAGUGGCCGUGAUGAGCUCGGCAUGCCCAAAGUCUUCUGCGAUGUGGACAUCCGUCGCCGUGAGGACUCCUACCGUGUAAGGACCAGCUGGCAAGGAUCCAUGUUCGGCAAGUUCAACCUCGAUGAACUGGAGGAAGCUGAUCCUGCCGCCGAGGCAGGCACUAUCGGCGGCGAAGCAGACUACGGCAUUCUGACCUACAAGUACAGUCCGGCGGUUGGCGAGCGUGGCAAAGCAGAUGCCGCGUACGCUGUCGUUGUUCCUCACGCUGAGGAGUCGAAGGUGGUACCGAGUAAGGUCACCGGCCUAUGGAAAUGCAAGAAACCCAACUUCGAGUUCGAUGCUUUGACUCAGCAGGACUUGCCUACGCUGCACCAUAUUGUUUCCAAGCUUGCUCAGGCUCCAGUCUACGAGUUCAUCUCCGGUAAAGUUGUUGAAGGCUAUGGAGUCCCUGACGUUUCUGCUGCUCGUCGUAUUGAGUGA